This is a messenger RNA of Lithohypha guttulata, 1113 nucleotides long. RefSeq lists its product as uncharacterized. The record is from RefSeq and is a predicted model, not a curated record. Gene Ontology annotation, biological process: proteasome assembly. Gene Ontology annotation, cellular component: nucleus; cytoplasm. The transcript is spliced from 2 exons. Bases 1 to 1113 code for a protein of 370 amino acids. NCBI's taxonomy places the organism in Eukaryota, Fungi, Ascomycota, Eurotiomycetes, Chaetothyriales, Trichomeriaceae.
AUGCAUUUCACCAACAUUCUUUCAUUCACUUUGCCAUUCUUGGCUCUGGCCUCGGCUGUUCCUACUGAGGGACAGAAGCCAGGAGCAGGAAAAGGACCCGGCUCCUUGGGCGAACAUGGAUUCGCUAAAGGAGGGCCACCCGAAGGAUUCGAAGGAGUCGAAGGAAACGGGAAGGACGGCCCUCCAUUCGGAGACGACUCGACCCCAUUCGACGCUCGUCAACAACACAAGCGUGCUCUUGACGUCAACGCUGACCUCAAGGAGUGCAAGUCUGACGGAAAGACUUGUGUGACUUAUACGGCCGUUCCAGCAGGUAAGCUCCAAGGAGAAUGCAUCAACCGACAUCAGCCAGAGGAGUAUGCUGGAUACAUCCACGUACAGCACGGACAGUUGAUGUGCGAAUACUACAGCGAUCCAGAUUGUAGUGGCUGCAAGGCUGGCCCAUGGUCACGCAGGGAGCGACAGUACAACUUUAACGUGUACAGGCAGGACAAGGCAUGGCCAGUUCAGGUCUACAACCCACAGAGUGUGAAGUGCCGAAUCAUUACCUUUGACGUUGGUCCAGUCGACAACGACUAUUAUGACCGCAAACAGUCUCAAUCCCUUCGCAUCGCCCCUCCUGCCGCCCACCCAUCCACCACAACCAACACCCAAUCCUCCAAACUCUCCUCAACCUCCUCCUCCGUCUCCCGCGGCGCACCCUCAGCACCCGGUCUCCCCGACACCCUCCGCCUCUCCCAACAAACACAAUCCUCAUCCGCCUCGCAAAUCUCCUCUACACACCCUCUCGAAGCCCGCCUCUCCCAAUGGCAACAAACCCAAGCAAACCUACAGUCUACCCUCCUCCGACGCACGUUUGGCAUCGCUCUCCCGCUACGAAUGGCUAUGGAGCAAAAGAUUGUCGAUACGUCAGAUAAUUUCCGUCCGAGUGUGCUGGGACCGGUCAAUAGUGUGCAUGGCGAUAUUUUGAGGGGCAGAGACGCGAGUAUCGAGUGGGAGGAUGUGUAUAAUGGCCAGGAUGGGUUGAGAGGGACGGUCGAUAGAGGUGGUGAUGGACAGGGUGUGGGUUGGACGGAGGAGAUGGAGAUGAAGGUUGGCAUGGGAAGAUGGUAG